UCAGCGACUUAUAGCGGGACUGCGGCGGGCAUUCUGACACUGGGGGGGGGGGGGGGACUGACUUGGUAUCACUGACAUGCCCCAGUGACACUAAUACAGUGAUCAGUGCUAAUAAAAAGCACUGACACUGUACUAAUGGCACUGGGCAGGAAGGGGUUAACAUGAGGGGCGAUCAAAGGGUUAACUGUGUGCUGGUUAACUGUGUGCUGUGUUUGUGUUUUCACUGUAAGCAUGCUGCUAUGCAGAGCCAUACAAAGCAGUGUGCAGCAGCUGACAGGGGAGAAAUCUGUAUUGUUUACAUACAGACCUCUGCUCUGUCAGUGUUCCUUGGCGGUCGCCGGGUG
Staurois parvus is the source of this 344-nucleotide messenger RNA. NCBI's taxonomy places the organism in Eukaryota, Metazoa, Chordata, Amphibia, Anura, Ranidae. The record is from the annotation of a GenBank genome assembly.